This is a messenger RNA of Cebus imitator (Panamanian white-faced capuchin), 11952 nucleotides long. It is a transcript of the gene SOX5, whose product is annotated as SRY-box transcription factor 5. The coding region runs from base 4716 to 6971 and encodes 751 amino acids. The record is from RefSeq and is a predicted model, not a curated record. Gene Ontology annotation, molecular function: DNA-binding transcription factor activity, RNA polymerase II-specific; RNA polymerase II cis-regulatory region sequence-specific DNA binding. Gene Ontology annotation, cellular component: nucleus. Gene Ontology annotation, biological process: regulation of transcription by RNA polymerase II; positive regulation of chondrocyte differentiation; cell fate commitment. NCBI's taxonomy places the organism in Eukaryota, Metazoa, Chordata, Mammalia, Primates, Cebidae. The transcript has 15 exons.
UUGCUAUGAUGGGAAUAGUGUAUUUGUAAUUAAGUUGCUCCUAGAGAAAUAUCUGCAACAUCCUUUUAUUUGAUGUUGUUGCAAGUAGAGCAGGGCUUUGAAAGAAUUUUAGCCCUCUUAAUGUUCCUAUAAGUACACAUUGCAAUUUUUAAAUUUGAGUUCUUAUCCCAGCAUAAGUUCAUUUUUUUGAACUAUAAAUAGAAUUUUGUUUGCCAUUAAAAAGAAUUCAAACUUUGUAUUCUGUAUGGUGCAUUAAAAAAAAAAAGCUAAAAAAAGCCAGGAUGCAUGAUACCCAGGCUUUUUUUCAUUUUCAUGAAAGCUACCUUCUGUAUAAACAUUUGUUGUAUCUGACUAUGCAAUGCAAGCUAGGUGCUAGACCAGCUGGUUAAAAAUAUGCUAAGUCAAGCUGUUCAUCGCUCAAACGACUGAAUUUGAUAUGAAAAGACGAAAAAAGAAAGGACAAAGAUUAAAACAUUCUAGAAGUGAAGCAAUGGAAGAAAAAUAGAGUAUUGAGGAUAAAGUAACGCUUGAAUGUGGUCACGUAUUAGAGAAGCCAGUAUCAAAUCAGGGAAGAAAGUAAAAUAGCCAACAUAUAUACUUCAAUGCUGUCAUCUUUCUUUGAUUUUUUCUGCUUUUUUAAAAUUAAAGUGCAUCUUUACUAGAUAAUUCCAGUGACUGUUUGAGCUUUCUUAACACUUUUGAAUUAAAAUUUUCAGUCUAUAUAUUAACUCUUUAAUUAGUUAGUUUUUAUUUGCAAAGAUAGCCUUAUUUCAUAGGUAAAUGUUGAAGUUAUUCGUCGUGGAACAUACCAUAUAUUACCUAAUGUAGCAAUUUGCUAAUUUAACACAGCUAAAUUUUCUAGCAUGCACAGAGUAGCACUUAAAUGACAAUAUUCUUUAAUUCUAAUUAUACUUUUUGCAAAUACAACUCUGAGACUGAUUUGUAAGCCUGUUAACAGAUUGUACUUAUAAAAAGGUAGUUACAUAUUAACAGGCUGUAGCCUAUUUCUCUAUAUAGGCAAGCUUCCUGCUGUGAACUUUAUUUGUAUUUUUUCAAUUAUCUCUUUUUAAACCAAACUUUUCCCUUUCCUAUUCUGAUGCUCAAAUCUGUUAACAUCUUAUCUCUUCCUGGUAGGAAUUUCAUUUUUUUGUCACCCAGAGGCGUGCUUUUCUAACUAGCUAAUUAAAUAAGCAAGUCAUAAUCAAUAGAGUUGCUAGUAUGACUAUCACAUUUAGAAAUAUUAGUCACUGAAAUAAUUCUGAAAAAAUGUCAUAUAAUAUAACAUUCCUUAAUAAUUUCCCCUGUGGUGGUAAUUGGUAAUACAUACAAAGAUCUCAGCAAAUCAUUACUAUUUGUUUACAUUGAAUUUGUACGGGUGAGUGUCUCUAUAGGCACCCAUGCAUGAUAGAGUAUAUCAUGUAGACACAAUAUUGAAUAUUUAUAUUCUCCAAAGGAGGUAUUUACAAUGUAACUACACUAUCAAAUGUAAUUAGAUUUUUUUUUUUUUUGCCUUUUCAACUCUUUGCAACUUUCAUUAAUAAAUAGGUCAUUUCUAUUGACUGUUAGUUUUUAUUCUGUUGGGUCCCUUGCUAAAGAUGAAUUUUCCACCCAGACUUAGAAAUCGAAAAGACGACUUCUAAUUUUCUUUAUGAAACAGAGAACUUUGAUCUAGAGGACACAAUAAGUUGCUUGGGGUGCAUGUACUGUAAAAGUUUUAUGUGAUAAUUUUUACUAAUUUCAUUGGUAGAAACUUGUCCAUCUUUUAUUCUUUCCAGCCUGUAGACUAUUUGAACUUUUAGGAAUAUUCAAAACUUAAAUAUCAGGAUCAAAAUUUGGGUUUAGAUUUCUAUAUGUCUAUAUUAUCAUCCAUAGAAAUGAACGUGGUCAGUACUCUCAGACUAAUAAACAGUUGUUAAAUAGUUAAGAAGUAGUAACAAUUUCAUUGUCUGUUAAAAAUAUGCAGGUGGUAAUGCAGAUAGAGCAGUGAUUCUGAACAGUAAAAAACUUGAAAUACAUUUAUUUUCAAGCAUCCCUAUGAUAAGUUGAUUAUGAUUACUGAAAAACACACUUCCUAGGUGGGAAGUAAAUGAGCAUAUACGUUCUAAAAAAUUAUUUGCAAGGGAAGUCUUCUACAUCCUACUGUUUAGAGGAAAUGUAGCUGACACCAUGGUCUAAAUGGGAGUAAAUAGCAUCAUUAGAAUGAAUGCUCAAACUCUCCCCAAAUUUAUAAAAGAAGUCAAUGAAUUUAUAUAUUUAACUGAAAGUAAAUAAUGACAAAUUGUGGCUUAAGGUUUUCCUUUGAAAAUGUCACCUUCUUUUGGAUAUUCUAAGGAUGAAAAGAAAAUAUUUACCUUAAAUGUCAAUAUUAGUUUGUUCGUGAUAAGAUAGCCAUUUUUGAUAUUUUCUCAAUAACAUUUAAUUCUACUUCUUUCCUUUUUAUUUAUAUCUGUCCUCUUUGGUUGUAAUUUAAUAGUUUUGUCUCUAAGCUAUUUGUUACAGUUUCUAAUUGCUUUAUGUUAGAAACUUAAAUAGCAAGUGUAAAAUGAUUGCUUCAGAAGACAGUUCUGAUAAUGUCUAGAAAGGAGAAAAAAAGUUGAGAUUGAAAGUAAUGGAAUUAUGCAAAUUAAGUUGUUCGUAUCACCUAUUUGAUUGCUUCUCCCAAACUGGUACAGACAACAGGCAGCAGAUUUUCUAGAUGUUGAAAGGAACACUACAAUAGUAAAACCUUCUGCAAUAAAAUUUAACUUAUUUACUUCAUAUUUCCAUCAAAUUUAUUUCUGGUCAUACUGACUAAAUCAAUAUAUAUAUUUUUUCUUAUUAGCAAACUUGUCAGCUUUUUUCUGAAGAAAGAAAUAUACAUCAGGUGCUGUUACAAACUAAUUCAUAAAAUUCCCAUGAAAAGCUACUACUAGAGGUUUGCAAAAAAACUACUCUCUGAUAUUAAUGGUACUUUAAUUACCUAAAGUUUGACCAUAGUAAAGAAGUAUUUAUUACGCAGACAGAUAUAUUUUGCUUAAUUAAAACCUUUAAAAAAAAAAAAAAACAUUGUGCUUGUGAAUGAUAAGUACAUUCAGGUUAGUAGACACACUGUAGGUGUGAAUCACAGAAAAGUUACAUUCUGUCACCUAAUGGCAACUGUAAACCUAUAAGUUUGAUAUUAUGUUUUCAAGAUGUUCUAAUAGCCUCAAAUAAUUUUAUUUUUUAUUUACUACUACUUUGUAGAGGAGAUGGUAUCUACAACUGAGUAUAGAUUUUAAUUACCAUGUCAAUAAUUUGCAAGCUAACUGAGCUAAGACAUUGGUUUGGAAUGCAGCUUGCAUAAGGCAAUUCAUAAACCACGUUUCUAUCACACUCAUGCUGGAAUAUUGUCCUGAAGACUUGGCAGGAGACCUGACUGAUUACCAAGAACAAUUAAGGGUUAAAUGUCAGGUGACAUUGUGAACCGCUCAGUUUUUAGCAGGUUUGAUAGACAUAGAAAUGUGCAAAUAUUAUGAUUACUUCACAUAUUGGUGUGUUCUUAUCUUAUAUUUCUCAAAUAUAAUAAGUACAUGUUAAAGUAUUUACCUGUACUUAGGGAGCUUUUGGCAAAAAUCUGUAUGUGCAUCAUACAUGAGAGGCAAAUAAUAAGACCUGUUCUGAUUCUUUAGCACAUUAGCCCUCCACAGAGUUGGAAACUAUUUCAUAUGGAUUAUACUCAUAAUAAAUUUAGAAAACAAAAUUACAUUCAUGGGUAAAGGCUGAUUUUUAUUGUCUGUUUUCUUUCCACUAUCAAUUCUUCAGCAACCUAAUGAGUACAUUGUAUAACGCAGAUGUGCAUUAUGUAGGCUGAAUACUUCCCUUUUUAUAGAUAAGCUAAAUAAGUUUAACAGAUGAAUUUUGUUUUCUUUCAUAAUUUGUUACUCAUUUUUUAUUUCAAUGAGGUUAUCCAACAGCCUGGGAAAGAAACUAAUCUAAGUUUUUCUCUUGUGCUAACUCACGUAUAGUUACAAUAUGCCAGGUCUCUGAUUCAGACGAUGGCAGUAAAAUAAAAAGAUUUUCAAAGAUUUAGCCAAAGCAUGAAAUAUCUCCUUCCUAAUGGAAAAUUUUCUUGAAUAAUAAAUGGACAAAAACAUAAAAUCUUCCUUACUUCCUUCUCUCUCUCCUUCCUUCAUUCUCUCUUUCCUUCUCUUUCAUUGAUUGAUAGCAUUGUCGUUUGUAUUAAAUGUAAAAUUUGAUUGCUAUGUAGAUAAACAGGAUCAAGUUGUUAGUAUCAACUAUUUUAUUGCUAGAGAGUGAAAAAAUUUAAAUUUGACAUGCUUUAGGAGAAUGCCACAUUUUCCUUCAUUAUGAUUAGGAACUGAUAGUAGUUCAGGAGAAGACCUUUUUAUUCUUUCUGACUUCUAUGUUUUCUCCUGCAGUUUGGAAGCUGUUUUUUCUUUCCUUUAGUGUUAUCUAUUCUUUUCUUUACUUACUGAGAGUUCAUACAUCUUCUAUGGAGAUAUUGUGGCAUAUGGUUUUGCUUGUCCAAUAGGGGGGUGUUGCAUUUCUCCACAUUCAGUAUCCUUUUCCCUUGGAGCCUGAGAGUAAAACCUCAGCAGUACUCCCUCCCUUUGCCAGCCUGAGGAGUCAGAGACUCAAAGUUGUUCCCAGCUCUUGCGCCUUCAUUGUAGAGCUGCAUUCUGCUCAGUGGGCUGCCGAGAAGGACCAGACCGAAACAAGAUUUAGAAGAAUUCUGGAUGUCUUCCAAGCGACCAGCCUCUCCGUAUGGGGAAGCAGAUGGAGAGGUAGCCAUGGUGACAAGCAGACAGAAAGUGGAAGAAGAGGAGAGUGACGGGCUCCCAGCCUUUCACCUUCCCUUGCAUGUGAGUUUUCCCAACAAGCCUCACUCUGAGGAAUUUCAACCAGUUUCUCUGCUGACGCAAGAGACUUGUGGCCAUAGGACUCCCACUUCUCAGCACAAUACAAUGGAAGUUGAUGGCAAUAAAGUUAUGUCUUCAUUUGCCCCACACAACUCAUCUACCUCACCUCAGAAGGCAGAAGAAGGUGGGCGACAGAGUGGCGAGUCCUUGUCUAGUACAGCCCUGGGAACUCCUGAACGGCGCAAAGGCAGUUUAGCUGAUGUUGUUGACACCUUGAAGCAGAGGAAAAUGGAAGAGCUCAUCAAAAACGAGCCGGAAGAAACCCCCAGUAUUGAAAAGCUACUCUCAAAGGACUGGAAAGACAAGCUUCUUGCAAUGGGAUCGGGGAACUUUGGCGAAAUAAAAGGGACUCCCGAGAGCUUAGCUGAGAAAGAAAGGCAACUCAUGGGUAUGAUCAACCAGCUGACCAGUCUGCGAGAGCAGCUCUUGGCUGCCCACGAUGAGCAGAAGAAACUAGCUGCCUCUCAGAUUGAGAAACAGCGUCAGCAAAUGGAGCUUGCCAAGCAGCAGCAAGAACAGAUUGCAAGACAACAGCAGCAGCUUCUGCAGCAACAACACAAAAUCAAUUUGCUCCAGCAACAGAUCCAGCAGGUUCAAGGUCAGCUGCCGCCAUUAAUGAUUCCCGUAUUCCCUCCUGAUCAACGGACACUGGCUGCAGCUGCCCAGCAAGGAUUCCUCCUCCCUCCAGGCUUCAGCUAUAAGGCUGGAUGUAGUGACCCUUACCCUGUUCAGCUGAUCCCAACUACCAUGGCAGCUGCUGCCGCAGCAACACCAGGCUUAGGCCCACUCCAACUGCAGCAGUUAUAUGCUGCCCAGCUAGCUGCAAUGCAGGUAUCUCCAGGAGGGAAGCUGCCAGGCAUACCCCAAGGCAACCUUGGUGCUGCUGUAUCUCCUACCAGCAUUCACACAGACAAGAGCACAAACAGCCCACCACCCAAAAGCAAGGAUGAAGUGGCACAGCCACUGAACCUAUCAGCUAAACCCAAGACCUCUGAUGGCAAAUCACCCACAUCACCCACCUCUCCCCAUAUGCCAGCUCUGAGAAUAAACAGUGGGGCAGGCCCCCUCAAAGCCUCUGUCCCAGCAGCGUUAGCUAGUCCUUCAGCCAGAGUUAGCACAAUAGGUUACUUAAAUGACCACGAUGCUGUCACCAAGGCAAUCCAAGAAGCUCGGCAAAUGAAGGAACAACUUAGACGGGAACAACAGGUGCUUGAUGGGAAGGUGGCUGUUGUGAAUAGUCUGGGUCUCAAUAACUGCCGAACAGAAAAGGAAAAAACAACACUGGAGAGUCUGACUCAGCAACUGGCAGUUAAACAGAAUGAAGAAGGAAAAUUUAGCCAUGCAAUGAUGGAUUUCAAUCUGAGUGGAGAUUCUGAUGGAAGUGCUGGAGUCUCAGAGUCAAGAAUUUAUAGGGAAUCCAGAGGGCGUGGUAGCAAUGAACCCCACAUAAAGCGUCCAAUGAAUGCCUUCAUGGUGUGGGCUAAAGAUGAGCGGAGAAAGAUCCUUCAAGCCUUUCCUGACAUGCACAACUCCAACAUCAGCAAGAUAUUGGGAUCUCGCUGGAAAGCUAUGACAAACCUAGAGAAACAGCCAUAUUAUGAGGAGCAAGCCCGUCUCAGCAAGCAGCACCUGGAGAAGUACCCUGACUAUAAGUACAAGCCCAGGCCAAAGCGCACCUGCCUUGUGGAUGGCAAAAAGCUGCGCAUUGGUGAAUACAAGGCAAUCAUGCGCAACAGGCGGCAGGAGAUGCGGCAGUACUUCAAUGUUGGGCAACAAGCACAGAUCCCCAUUGCCACUGCUGGUGUUGUGUAUCCUGGAGCCAUCGCCAUGGCUGGAAUGCCCUCCCCUCACCUGCCCUCAGAGCACUCAAGCGUGUCUAGCAGCCCAGAGCCUGGGAUGCCUGUUAUCCAGAGCACUUACGGUGUGAAAGGAGAGGAGCCACAUAUCAAAGAGGAGAUGCAGGCCGAGGACAUCAAUGGAGAAAUUUAUGAUGAGUACGACGAGGAAGAGGAUGAUCCAGAUGUAGAUUAUGGGAGUGACAGUGAAAACCAUAUUGCAGGACAAGCCAACUGAUAAGGGUCAAAAGAUUGUUGUGACCUUAGGACUUAAAGAAGCCCUAACUGGUUCAUCCUUACCAGUGGCCAAGCACAUUAACUUUCUCAUACACUGACUGUUACUUUAACUGUUAGUCUUAAAUAGUUGGGACAUCAGCUGACUAAUAGACCUCAGCCUCAAAAGGCUUGGAAAGAAAAAAAAAUACAACAAGCAGACAACAAUAUCAACAACAAGAGAUUGAAAUAAGCUAUGGGUAAAAUAAUGCCAGUAAUUCAGCUGCUACAUCCAAGCACUGAAGUCUUACCCGUCAACUUUUUUUUUUUUAAUAAACUUUAUGGCUGUUUGUUCUACAAUGUUCUAGAAAUUCUCACUCAGGUACACAGUGCCAACAAGUGGCUUGUGAAUGUGUUUUGUUGUUUUGUGCUACAAUUUUUAAAAAGAAAUAAGUUUUGUUUUGUUUUUGGGGGGUUCUGGGUUUUUUCCUUUUCUUUUUCUUUUCUUUCAUUUUUUUUCUUUGUAAUGCACCUGACAGAAAAAAAAAAAAAGAAAAAUGAAUUUCUCUUUACUUCUCUCCACCUUCUCCAUCUCUAUACUUUAAAGAUGGAAGUCUGUGCAUGAGGGGGAAGAGGGAAAAAGAGCCUGUUUUUAACUUACUUGCUAUCCACCACAAAUUAAGCAAUUAUUUUCUUUAGAGGACUUUCUUUAUCUGUUGCACACCACACUACAUCUUUGAGCAAGUGCCAAAUUUGUACUGAAGUGUUGACCAAGUUCAUUUUUUCCCUUUCCUUUUUCCUGUUCCUUCUUAAGUUAGGACAGUGUUAUAUCUUAGACAAUCCCUUAGAAAACCUGAAAUACCAGCAGCUGGUGAGAUUUGACUUUUUUUUUUUUAAUGGAAACUGUAGGUGCUGUUCUCAGGUGAAAAGAGAGAGAGACAUAAGAAAUUUAGAGAAAAAUAUUUUCUGAUCUUGGAUUUUUGUGUGUAUGUAUGUGUGUGAUUAUGGUACUAAUAGGAAUAACGUUGGACCAUUGUGAGUUAAACCCACAUCUGGGGAUGAAAUCCCACAUCCUCCCAAGUGACUGGUCUAGAAAUAAUCUUGACCUUGACUUUGCACUUCAAAUGACAACUUAACCAAGUAUAGGGCUCAGAAAUUAUAUUUUUAAAUGUCUAAUAUGAUUAUUAUUGGAUGGAUCAGGUGGCCCUGUGUAAUAGAGGUGUGCAUGUAUAACAUGGAAGCUACUAGCAAACUGUUCCCAGAUGUCCUUUCUCCCUGGUCAGUUGGUUCUAUUAAUGUUUGCUACUUAGUGAUUUUUGUUUUUCCUGUUGAUAUUUCAAGCAAAACAAUCAUUGUUUUCAUUGAAUAUAUUUGGCCAUUUUUCAGAUGAAUAGAAUUAGCUUAUUUCUUCAACAUUCCAUCCUUUCCUGAUCAGGAAAUGAAACUGAUGAUUUUAUAAGGUAUUUUUCACCCCUCCAUGAAAUGAGGUGGAGGCCUUUAGCAUUUCAGAAGUGUGGGCCAUGUGUAGUUCAUGCCAUAAAAAGUAGUAUUUAAUUAAAAGUCAUUGCAGCCCAGCAAAAUGGAGCCUGGCUGCACCCAGGGAUCCUUGCCACUGCUCUUCCCUUGCUGUCAGAUGAAUCCACUGAAGUCCAUCUUUGGUUCGAGCAGAGUAUUUGUGAAGAGCAACAACUGAAUGUGAUGGGACUGCUUAUGUAGACUUUUCCAGCCAAAUGCCAAGGCAGUUGUAGGGCCUGUACAAAUAAAUGCAAAAUCAUUUCAAGUCAAUUGCCAUUAUUUGUAUUGAAGUAUCAGAUAGUAAAUACUGCAACUAGUAGCUCAAUGUGCUAUAGUUUUCACUCCAGUCAUCAUUUUCCUAUUCCACCCCCACUAAACACCACCCUAAAGUUGGAUUUUUCAUAUAAAUAAAAAAAAGAAUUUCUUUUAUUUUUCUCUCUCUCAAAAGACUUGCUCUGGGGUUUUGCUUGGAGGAGCUGAUCAUAUCCUGCAUGUCAGAGAUUUCGUUAUGUUUGUUUUUCCUGUUUUUGAUGACUUUAUUUUCAUUUGAACUGCCUCUUUUUGCUAGUGUUGUAAUAAUGAUGAUGAUGAUAAAAUAAUAAUAAUAGUAAUAAUAAUAAUGGUCAGCUGUUCCCAGAUUAGUAAGUUAUGUAUAAUUUAUUUUAUUUCUCCCCUUCUAUUUUAUUCUGCUCCGAUUUGGAAGUGCAGCCAAUAAGCUGUUAGAUAUUUAAAACAAAUUUCCAUCUCCAAUUCAUAUAUGUAUGUAUAUGUAUAUAUAUGUGUGUGUGCAUAUAUAUAUAUACACAUACAUACACACAUACACACACACACACAUUUACCCACACAAUUUUACUUCUCCUUCCAUAAGUUUUCUCCUUUUUAAGAAUUUUGGCCCCAACAAUAUCUGUUCUGAUGUUUAAAACAAAGGAGUGAAUUCAUAGGAGGGUCGUGUUCAAUCUUAACUAACUUAUGCUCUCAUCACUCAUUUUAGUUAUUUAAUUGCCACAGUCAUCUAGAGCCAAUUUUUGUUUUUGUUUUUGUUUUGUUUUUAAGCACUCUGGAUAAGGAAAAACUAGACACUUGUUUUUAUAUCAUUAUUAUGUACAAUGUGAAAACAGAUUUUUAAAAAAUUUGUUCUCUGUCUUUGUUAACAAAUUCCUUCUGAUUUAUGUGGGUUCACCUCUCACGUUUGCUGGAUACUUACUUCACACCAUGUUAUAAAAGAUGCUUUGUUUUCAUUUCAUGACUUUGGGCUACAAGAAUACUUUGUUUUAGCUCCAGGUAGAUGCCAUUGAAGGCAUUCAUGGCUGAAACCAAUAACACACCAGUGAAUUGACAACGAUUCUGUUUAGUCUUUUUUUGUUUUACUUUGUUUUAUUUGAAGGGAAAACAAAAUUGUUAAUGGUGACUUUUAACUGCUAAAAUUCAAAAGUUAAUCUUAGCUAGGUUUAUGUCUGAGACUAAACUGUGCAUGAACUGAAACAAAAAGCAGGCUCAUAGCCCUGCAUUCUGUUCUCUUGUUCUGAUGGUUAAUUCACUGGAUAUCAAAUUUUCUUUGCCCUAGUUUUCCCCGUUACAAAAGCAAAAAUAGUUGUAUUAAUGUUGAAAGUGCUAUGAAAUCACUUGGCAAAAGGUGCUAUGAAUAGCAACUUACUGUUACUACAUUGCCUUUUUGGCAUUUGGUUGAUUUAUAGUUUUGGUCAAGGAUCCUAAAACCCUGUAUUCUUUUUCUAUGCCCCAUAAUGACCAAAAAAGAUAAAGAAAAUGAGAGUAAGAUCAAAAGAUCAAACUAAAACACAGUCCCCUCCUCUCUGCUUUCUUACCUACCUGUUCACACUUUAUCUCUUUGCCCUUCUCUCUCUCUCUCUCUCUCUCUCACACACACACACACACACACACACACACACAAAACUUACCCCAACACUGAGAAAUAAUCUUGCCAGAAUUCCGGUUUUUAUAGUUGUAAUCAGUUUCUCUAAAAAAAGUCAUGUUUUUGUAUGAAUUUAAGAGAACAUCACUGAAGAAAAUAAAGUUACUCAUUUGUGAUUACUAAUAAUAACUUAGUGAUUAAGUUACUACAAUUGGAUAAAAUAUAAAACUAUUCUUCAGUACAUUUGUACCUAAAUUAGUUAAGUCCAUUUUUAAAGUUCAUUUGGCAUCUGCAGUUAAGAGUUAACCAUGUAUAAAAUCCCUCCCAAAGAACAUAAUCAUCAUUGUUAAAACCAAAUCCUCUUAUAAAGAACAAAUAUAAAAAGUUUUCUUUGGUGAAACUAUUUUAUAGUUUUGAUUUCUGGAGUAGAAGUUUACCUUAAUUCAUUUAGAGAAAAUUAACCAUUUUACGGUCCAACUUCAGAUAUUUUCUUAAUCCAGAAGCUGUGACUGUUCCCAGAAGAAACCUCUUAUAUCACAUUUAAACCAUAAAAAAUAAUUACACUUUCAUUCAUUCUAAUGGGUAAAUUAUUGAAUUGUAAUAAACAACUGUAUAUUUACAAACAGGUUUAUAAGAUAUUUGUCUAUCAAAUUAAUAGUAAAAUAAAACUUACGGGGUCUGCAAGGAAAACUAUGAAGGCCACUUAAAGUGGUUCAGGUAUCUCUUUGUCUUGUAGGGCAUAGCUGUUGGUUUAGCCAGGCUUUUCAAGUAUUUAAUUUUAAAGUUUCCUGUAACUAUCAACUUCCCAGGUUGAAGAUGAUGUGCUGAGUUUCCUACUGAUCGAUUCCUGUCCUCCCCAGUGUUUCUGUCACUGGUUCACUAAAACAGUAUUUAUAUAGCUCCACUGGCUCUAAAGCUCUUAGUCCUUCUAACAUUUUGAAUUUUACAAGUAGAAAUGGAAAAAAAUGUAGAAAAGAGACAAUCAAAUGCCUGGAGCUUAAAACAAAGUAUGUGCAACCUACCAUCUCACUUGAAAUUUAAUAAAAUAAAUAAUUAUGUAAAUAUAACAUAGAGUUAUAGAUUUAUAUUUUGUUCAUAACACAUAGUGUAAUAUAAGUUGUAUAUUUUCAUGUUUUUGGUUUUAUGUUAUCAUUCAUGCCACAAUAAAAAUAAAACAGGAGAUUAUGUGCUCUUAAAAAAAAGAUGUGGGUUGCCACCAACCUGUUUUUCGUUUUUUUAUUUUAUUUUAUUUUAUUUUAUUUUUUUGCAUUCUCCUUUUUCAGUAUUACUGCCAUGCAAGGCACCAAUAAAAACAGCAGAUGUGUUCUUUACCUAUUAUACUGUGUUUCUUUUCACAAUUAUUGUUAUGAGGGUGUAAUUCUUAGUUUUGUUAUGAAAAGAACAAAAGUAUGGAAAUUUAAUCUUGUUUUUUAUAUAACUAACCCCACUUACUGACUUUGAGAACUAAAGGUUUAAUUUUUAGUUGUGGACAUUCCCAGAAAGACAGUCAGAACUUAAUAUGAUGCAUCUCACUCAGACCGAUCUAGCUUCACUAUACUGUCAAAAGAUACUCUUCUUAUAUGUAAUUGACUCAAUACAAUUGAAAACUCAACAGUCUAAA